AUGGAUCCAGGUUCGAUCCUGGGCUUGCUGGGCUCUGCGGGCGCCAUCACCGCCUGCAUCGUCGGCACUCUUAAAGACCUCACUGACCUGAGAGCUAAAUUCGCCGUCGCCGACACAAACAUUAAACUGCUCAAGUCCGAACUCACGGCCAUCAAAAGCGCCCUAGACCGGAUACAUGACUGGGCAAAGUACAAUCUGGAAGAAGAUCAGACCCAAGCGCCAAAGCUGGGUGAGGGUCUGGGGGCCAUACUCGAGGGAUGUAGGGUUGCAAUGGAGGUUUUGGCUGAAGAUGUGGCCGAUCUCCUCAACCCGAACACACUCGAACAGGGCCAGUCGCACUUGCGUCUUGGGUUUCGAGAUAAAACGAGACUUAUCUGGCAUGAAGGCGCUCUCAGAGAUCACCAGGAGAGACUCUCUCGUCAGACGGGGGCGCUCCAUUUGCUCCUUACUGCUAUACAGUGCACCAACAUCUCUGAGCAGACCAGGCUUCUUCGUGCGCCAGAAAAUCGACAGAAAAUCCAGGAUGUCGUCGACGAUACCUCGACUAUCCGUGCGGCACGGAGUCAGCGUGCUUCAAUCGCGUCGCCUUCGAUCAAGAGCGGUACAUCGGCUAUACCGAGCAGGGCUUUUCCGUUCGACGAAGAGCUUCUGAUGACCGAUGCCUACCAACAUGCUACUCAACACCGAAGAUCCAAGUCCGACUCUCGUCGUGAUCCCAUCCCUCGGCGACCUGAUUUGAACAUACAGAUUCAGGACCACCUCCCAAUUGAUGAGGGUUACGAUACUAUGAGCAAGACCACGUCGGAUUCGACGCCGUCGGCCAGUCACUUGUCCCCUACGUGGUCUCGCGGGUCCACCUCGAGACCCCUCAGACCCUACGAAACGAACCCCAUGCGAGCAUCUGAUCCCGGCAAUGUCUAUAAGAUUCAAACGACCAACCUCAGCGGACGUUUCGAUUCGAGCUCGCGGCCGCCAUACUCACCGCUGCAGUCACCCACCGUGAAGACGGUCGACAGGAAGAAGUCUUUUUGGCACAGUUUGCGCCGGAAGAGCGAUUCGGCAAUUGACGAGCACACCCGGCAACAAGAUAUCAAGAGCCCCAUCCCCGGCUCUCAGCGCGGCAAGAAGGGAUUCGAGAAUAAAUUCCACACCAGCGUCGACUUGUCGACCCCGGCUUCAAAGAAAUGCCCACCGAUUGUGCGUGCGGCUCAAACGGGCUCAAUCGACGACAUUGAAUCUUUGCUGGAGGCCCACGCGGACAUAGAAGAAUGUUACUGGCCGAUUGGGCGGAAUGCAAUGGCAGUGGCAGCACACUGUGGCAAUGAAGAGGUUGUGGAGCUCCUCCUUCGCUAUGGUGCCAAAAUGUCUCGGAAGGACAGCCUGCAUUAUACGCCACUGCAUCUCGCUGCCAGCAGGGGUCAUGUAGGUGUGUUACAGCUCCUCGUCUCUGAGGACGUGCCGCUCGAGGAAAAGGGCCCGAACGACAAGACUGCCUUACGUCUCAGCUGCGACAGUGGGCACCUCGAGGCCGCAGAAUUCCUACUUGCUCAUGGCGCCAAAGUGAAUGCGCGCGAUAAGAGCAACCUGACGUCGCUGCACGCGGCAGCCCAGCGCGGAGACCUUCACACGGUUGCCCUUCUGAUUAAGUACGGUGCACAUGUCCAAGCAAAAGAUGCCAAAUUUAUGGACGCCCUGCAUUACGCCUGCGAUGGAGGCUUCAACAGUGUUGUUGAGCUUCUCCUCAGCAAGAAGAUUGACAUUGAGACACCAGGCAACGAGGGCAAAACUCCACUCAUGACUGCGGCUUCGGCAGGUCAUGCACACACAGUGGGGUUUCUUCUGAAGCGGAAAGCCUCGUUGAAAAGCAAGGGCUUGGGGGAUAUGACCGCUCUACACUGGGCAGCGUUUAAUGGUCACGUCGAGGUCGUCGACCUUCUUGCGCAAAAGAAGGCGCAAAUCAACGCGGUUAAUGUCGACGGCAGAACUCCACUUCACCUUGCAGUUAUGGCAGAGCAUUUCGCCGUUGUCGAGUUGUUGUUGCGCAAGAAUGCUGCUCUCGAAGCUCAAUGCAAGGAUUCAUUCAGGCCGCUGCACUACGCCUGCGGUUUUGACAAUACCGACAUUGCACUUCUCCUCCUCCGCUCGGGAGCCGAUGUCGAAGCGAGUGCCAGUGCCCAGAACCGACCUCUGCACCUUGCGAUAACCCACGGCAACAUAUCCAACGUUACAAUGCUUCUUGAACACGGCGCGAAUAUCGAUGCACGCAAUGCACACGGCGAUCGUGCUCUGCUCCUUGCAAGCAGUCACGGCCACACGGAGAUCGUCAAGGUCUUGCUGGAUCGGGGCGCUCCUCUGCGUUCCAAGUUCGCGGUCGGCCCGUCUCACGAGGACUCUCCUCUUUGCAUUGCGGCCAAGAAUGGGCAUUCUGACGUGGUCGACCUCCUUAUUGGUCGUGGUGCCUCCGUAAGAGAAAAGGACGAGCAUGCCUGGCAACCGUUGCGCUACGGCGCAUACUAUGGUCAUCCAGAGGUGGUGGAGAGGCUUCUUGCCGCUGGUGCCUCGAUCUCAGGUAUUCAGACGUGGGGCUUCAACCUUACCGCAGACAGGAUUGGCUUCGCACAGAACGUGAACAUCCCCGAGGAUCGAAAGGAGCAUGUGAUGAUUCUGCUCCAAAACGCAGAAGAACGGGAGCGUCUGAUACAGGAGAGCGAGCUUGCGCGGCCUCCCCGACGUCCCGUGGAUGAUGGUGGCUUCCCUGAGCUCGACCAGGCAACUCAACCCACACAUGUCGAGUUGAGGUCGUCCACCACUCGAGCGGGACCAGGCAAGCUAUCUCGGCGGUUCUCCUACGAGGCACCAUCGCAAUCACGAUCGGAAUCGCAAUACUCGGAUAGUGAUCAGCCUCAAGAGCCGUCGUAUAGUGUGUCUCCGCUGCCACCGGGGCAACCUGAGCUCGAUGGUCGCCGGAACAGAUCAGAACCAGAUGCAGUCUCGCCGUUGCCCCACCACAUGAGAGCCCAAUCAGAAGUACAAAUACCUGCUUCUGCGUCCUCGGCGAACAUGGACACCCCUCCCGCCAGAACAAAUUCUGAGCACAUCUCGUCCCGGUACAGAGACGUCACAAGACGAUGGCGAGAAGCCGUGGCCGACAGGCCCAACCGCUCCGCAACAGUAGCCAGUAAUGUCUACAACCUCAGAAGGUCGGAAGUAUCUCAACCCAGCGCAUUCUCACCCGGGCCUUCCGCCAUGUCAUACCAGACCGUGUCUGACAUGGACAGGCCUAGUCCUGGUCCUGCAUACCAGAGCGUCGGUACUUCGUUUAAUACGUCCUCGAUGCCGUGGAGUCCAGAUUCGAUCACUCAGCCUCCUGUCGAGAGUGUAGCCAGUCCUCCUCCUCCGCCGCCGCCGACGAGAACCCCGCCUCCACCGCCAAUAGGGGCUGAGAGUGAAGUUCGUCCAUGGCAGGUGAUGCCGGUGGGGCGGGUCGAGAUGGGAUAG
Molecule: messenger RNA, 3498 nt
Organism: Cladophialophora carrionii CBS 160.54
Lineage: Eukaryota; Fungi; Ascomycota; Eurotiomycetes; Chaetothyriales; Herpotrichiellaceae
Exons: 5
Coding region: 1-3498 (1165 amino acids)
Molecular function (GO): protein binding
Source: RefSeq, a predicted model, not a curated record